AUGACGAAGAUGGAGGUUAAUAGUGGAGCUUCUACUUCCUUUUGGUAUGAGAAUUGGUCUCCUCUUGGCCAAUUGAUUGAGUUAACAGGAGAAAGAGGUAGUAUGGAUCUGGGAAUUCCAAAAACUGCCACGGUGGAGAAAGCUGUUCAGCUUUAUCGAGCCAGAGGGCAUAGAUUUCAUGUACUGCGUCUGAUUUGCCUGGAGAUCACUAGACUGAAGAGUCGGGGGCUUAAUCAUUUGGAGGAUGUUUGUCUAUGGAAGAGGGAAAAUGGGGAGUUCAAAGAAGGCUUUUUUACAUCCCAAACUUGGAACCUGAUUAGAUGUAAGUCUCCAACAGUCUUUUGGUCUAAAGGAAUUUGGUUUACUGAGGCUACACCAAAAUUCUCUUUUAUAGCUUGGCUAGCGGCUCAUAACAGACUAGCAACGGGUGAUAGAAUGCUUCGUUGGAACCCGCAAGCUAUCUCCACUUGUUGGCUGUGUAAUACGGAUAUUGAAACAAGGGAUCAUCUCUUUUUUGAAUGUCCCUAUUCUAAAGAAGUUUGGAAUGGUACGGUGAGGAGUCUGGUAGGCAUGGGAAGGGUCCAUCAAUGGGGCAGUGUAAUCCGGUUAAUUUCAAAUGCUAAUCAAGGGAGGAGCAUUAAUUUUUUGAUGAGAUACUGCUUUCAAGUGGUGAUUUAUGCUAUCUGGCAUGAGAGGAAUAUCAGGAGAGUAGGGGAGCGUCCUCAACCAGCAGCAUGUGUGAUUAACCGAUUGGACAAAAUUGUGAGAAACAGAGUUACUUCACUUCGAAAGAUUGUAGGUGGGAAGUAUGAGACGACAAUGGAGAAUAUUGUAUUUGUUAUGUUUUGA
Messenger RNA from Brassica napus (rape), 849 nucleotides. RefSeq lists its product as uncharacterized. The record is from RefSeq and is a predicted model, not a curated record. Lineage: Eukaryota; Viridiplantae; Streptophyta; Magnoliopsida; Brassicales; Brassicaceae. The coding region runs from base 1 to 849 and encodes 282 amino acids. The transcript has a single exon.